GUUCUGUGGCUGAAACUGCCCUCGUCAAUAUUUUUAAAAUCAAGUUUUUUGUUGUUCAUCUCACAGCCAGACUGGACUUUGCACUUGUGUGAGAAAUUCGCAAAGCACCCUGAAAAUACUUGUUAUGCCCACCAGUCGGCUGUUUUUCUACUUUCCACUAUAACUUAAAACCUGUUUAGUCGCUCUUGGUGCUUACACGAAGUCUCUGUCCUAGUUUUUGAAGACACCCAGCAGGGCUGUGUACAUUUUUCUGAAAGUGGCCAACAUCCCUUUCCAGAGCUGCCCAGUGGCUUUGCGAACAGGCGAGCAUCAAACUGAAGACUUCAAGGCGUCCAUGAACCGAUUCCAGAAGGUUCCCUUCAUCCAUCACGGGGACUUUAAGCUGGCUGAAAGUGUGGCAAUUGUCAGCUAUUUGGCUCGGGAAUAUCGGGAUCUCAUUCCAGACAAAUGGUAUCCUGCUGAAAGUAAGGCCCAAGCUCGAGUGGAUGAAUACCUAGCCUGGCAACAUGUAAACACCAGACAGCCGUGCGCCACAUACUUCUUUUACAAGUACAUUAUUCCUGCCAUGACUAAAUCACCCCCAGACGAAACCGAAUUGGCGAAACUCGAAUCAAAUUUGGUUACUUGCCUGGAUCAACUGGAAGAACUCUGGCUAUCGCCAGAGCUAAAAUAUAUAGCAGGCGACAGCAUUUCAGUGGCCGACAUUUUUGCGGCCAGUGAAUUGGAGCAAACUCGAUUAGCGGCUUAUGAUGUCACGAAAGACCGCCCGAUUUUAAAGGCCUGGCUGGAGAGGGUCCGGGAAGAAUGCAAUCCAGUCUAUUCAGAAGCCCAUGCUGUUUUAAACCGAUUAGUGGCAAAAAACAGUCAAUCUAAAUUAUAACCUAUUUUAAGCAUUUGUUUUUA
Dendroctonus ponderosae (mountain pine beetle) is the source of this 903-nucleotide messenger RNA. It is a transcript of the gene GstT3, whose product is annotated as glutathione S-transferase theta-1. Gene Ontology annotation, biological process: glutathione metabolic process. Lineage: Eukaryota; Metazoa; Arthropoda; Insecta; Coleoptera; Curculionidae. The transcript has 4 exons. The record is from RefSeq and is a predicted model, not a curated record. Gene Ontology annotation, cellular component: cytoplasm. Gene Ontology annotation, molecular function: glutathione transferase activity. Bases 335 to 880 code for a protein of 181 amino acids.